AUGAAACGAAAAGAGCACAAUAUAACGCAACUAAUUCGUUAUGCUGAAUCGCUAGAUUCAAAGGUAUCCGAAGAUUCUCUGGAAGUACUACAAGGGUUGAUCAAUCAAGGAGAAGGUAUUGGUCAGUUAGUAACUUGCUAUAUUCACAGUCGGUCGUCCUUGGCGGUGGAACUGCUUUGUAAUGUUAAGGAGCCUUAUGAUACGGAAUUGUGCAGUAGAAUUCAGGAUUUUUUGGCCAAAAAUACGCUAGCUACGCUUACACUUCUUGGACAGUUAAUACAAAAGACCCCAAGUUGGUUACCAAAGCUUGCUGAGCACUCACUUUUUGAUCAUAUCUUGAAGUUUAUUCGGCCAUCUGAGAACAUUGUUGUGGUCGUUUCUGCGAUCCUUAUCGUAUCGUCUUUACUUCCACAUUUUGCUGCUCCUAAAAAAUCGAUAUUGCUAAACUUAUUUCGACUAUUAAUUAUGUCCUGCAAUAUGCUUUAUAACUUCAAGAAAUUAUUUGAUCAGCAGAAAUCAGAUAUCAUUGAAGGAAUAUAUGUAUCACAUCUGUAUAGUGCAAUAAUCCAGUAUUUUAUUGUUUUGUAUGGGAUUUAUCCUGCGACUUUGGUAGAGUACUUAAGAAGCCAUGUAAAUGUUACGGAUGGUCGAGCAGUACAUGUACUUAAAGCAUUGUUUUCUGCUGUGAAAUUCCAUCCGAACAUAUUAAGUGUUACAGUUGAACAGGAAUUAGAUAGAAAUCGUUGGAAUCAUCGUGAAGCGCACGAUUUUUUAGCUGAUUGUCGACAGGUACUCGUACGACCCGUCUUGCCAACAGUCGUUAAAGUUGGUAAAUUAAUUUCCUCGAAUCACACACUGGAGACAUCAAGUUCAACAAUGUCCUAUGUUUCGCAGCUGCCAGAUUUGAAUGACUUGUUUCCAACACAAACAGAUUCGUCAUCAUCCAAUUCGUUGGGUACAUCUGUGGAUCAUUGGAAUGAAGAUGAUGCAUGGCUAGAAUGUGGUAAAAGCGAUUCGGAUAUUCUUCCGGAAUCAAAAUCUAGCUCAGUAGAUAACCGUGUAUCAAAUAUGGUGAUAGGUUUUUCUGCAGAAUCACGACGAGCAAUAACUGGCACAGCAGAUUCGAAGCACAUAAGACGAUCCUCUUUAACACAGAAGAUUAAUGAUUUUAUUCGGAGACGUAAGUCACGAACUUUGUCGGAUAAACCGUCAUUUCAUAACUUAUCAGUUCCUAGAACACUUCUGGUUACAGCAAGAGAUGAUUCCUUAGGUGGUGAACUAAUUGAAGAAAUUUUUGUACGUGAAGAUAUCCAGAAACGUAGUGAUGAGACCGGACAUAUCGAACAGGGUGUGGAUGCUCGAGAAAUUUGUUCACCUUGCAUUCCAUUUUCAUCAGUACAGCCUUCAGAAGAUUCUUUUGCAAAUACUCCUGCAACGAUUGUACCCCUAGAAAACAUGUGUCAUCCACAAUCUGAAGCAUUUACUUCGGAUGCUCUGGGGAAUCAUGAUGUUGAAAUUUCCUUAUCAACGAACGCAACAAACACAGGUCUUAUCAAAAGCUUUCAGCAGGGUGCUGAUAUUGAUGAUAAUGCAGAAACCAUUCGUUAUCGAAAGACUAAAGAAUUUAAAAUGAAUGAAGCCGAAGAACCGAAUGGAAGCAUUUCGAAUGACAGCGCGAAUCGGUUUUCAGUGACUUCAUUUUUUCGAAAAGUCAAUCGCCAGCGAUUUAUAAAUGGUUGCCCUCGUAAAAAAAAUGAAAUAAUUCAUUGUCUCGGUCAUCUGAGGAACUUUGCGCAGACCCAGUUGCUUCGUUCUUUUUCCUGUUCCGAUUUGUCGCAUAUUUUGGAAUUUGAUGAUAAAGAAAAAAUAUACAAUUUUAAUGAAUUAAAGCCAAGGCAGCUCAUGACCACCAGAAAUACUGAACUCUCCGUCGAGGAUAUUGAGGAGUUAAUCGCUCAGAAAUGUCCAUAUCUUCCAUUUCUUCAAGCUCUUCCUUUUUCUCUGAUUGAUGAAGAAAGUCUGAAUGAGGAAUUAAAAUGUGAACAUGAACGCACAUAUCAGAAUUAUAUAGAAGCAAGUGCCGACUAUCAUACAUGCUUGAAACAGCUUGGCUUAGCCGAUCGUUUGCCAGCAAUAAUUUAUGAUGAUAUGUCCGAACAGCUUAAGGGCCUUUCGACUGAAACUCAAAUAAAAGUGCUAAAUGUCCGUUUAGCACUUGUUAAUCAGCAUUUGCUCUAUGAACGCUGUGGAAGACUGCUUCAUGCCGAACGAAAUCGUCGACUUUUCGGUCGUUUGAAACAACAGAAAUCAUUGGAGUCAGAAAAAAUAUCACUCAGUAUGGCUCUUCAUAAUGCAGAAAUUGAAAGAGAACAGCUAACAAGUGCUUUAACAGAUCUUCGGAAGCGAAGCAAUAUAGAGCGCUCAAAACGGGGAGAAAUUGAGAAGAGAUAUUGUGAAAAGAUAAAAACUUACCGUAAUGAAGCUGAUCAUUAUUUGACUCUUGUAACAAAUUUGAAACGAAAAAUGGAAUCUAUGGCUGAAAGCAACAAUCAUCGGCAGGUUGAGUUGGAAAUGUAUAAAAGAAGAUCGGAGGACAUGGAAAUGAAGUUACUGUUUGCGGAAUCAAAACUGGAAGAAACUGAGACUUUGAAAAUAGAACUCAAAAGUGCUCAUCAAAUUAAUCAACAGCUGAGAGAUGAAGUCUCGCUGCUUCAAAAACGGCUGGAAGAAGACGGUUCUAGAUCAAAGUCACGGUUUAGGUCAAUGGAACUUGACACUUCACAAAUGCUAGCUGAGGUAGUCCGACUGAAGAAAUUAUUGGUACAGGAAGAAAGAGCGAAAGAAUCUGCAAAGGCUAAAGCUCGAAAGUUCGAAGAUGAGUUAAUGAUUGAAAGGAGGCGCUGUACAGAAUUUAGCGCUGUUUUUGAAAGAGCCAAAAAGUUAAAUUCUCAACAAUGUGAAGCAGCACAACACAAAUAUCAAUCUCUUCUGUCUGUUUGUCAGAAACAACAGUCACAUAUUCUUGAUCUGUAUGCUAGAAUUGAGGAAAUCGUGGCAUUAUCAAAUUCCGAGAGACUAGUAAACAUCGAGCCGCAGAUGUUGUUUCCAAGAAGUUCUCUGAGUGAAAUGUGUUUUUUGAAUGGCAGUUCACAGGGAAGUUUUUUUCCUUCUGAAUUAUUCGAUGAAGAAAAUGAAAAUGAUAAAGAUAGCAGUGAUAUAUGCGUGCGUGAUGAUAAUCCUGUUGUGUCAUUAUCUAAGAAUGAUCCCAAAGGUGGAGUUUUAUAG
Brugia malayi is the source of this 3285-nucleotide messenger RNA. RefSeq lists its product as uncharacterized. The record is from RefSeq and is a predicted model, not a curated record. NCBI's taxonomy places the organism in Eukaryota, Metazoa, Nematoda, Chromadorea, Rhabditida, Onchocercidae. The coding region runs from base 1 to 3285 and encodes 1094 amino acids. Gene Ontology annotation, cellular component: TSC1-TSC2 complex. Gene Ontology annotation, biological process: regulation of cell cycle; negative regulation of TOR signaling. The transcript has 24 exons.